Molecule: messenger RNA, 642 nt
Organism: Rosa rugosa (rugosa rose)
Lineage: Eukaryota; Viridiplantae; Streptophyta; Magnoliopsida; Rosales; Rosaceae
Exons: 4
Coding region: 16-642 (208 amino acids)
Source: RefSeq, a predicted model, not a curated record
CAAAAGAAUUGGGCAAUGGAGGGUCGGGAAAUGCUCUUGUGGAAUCGUUUUGGACUUCCUAAGGGUCCGAGAUUGAAGGUGGCAAGAUUCUCAAGAUUCUUGGGUAUUUUGGCAAAAGACUUUACACUUUUUCCAAUUAGUACACCUGACUACCGGCAUUUCAAUGCUAGUGACAAUCUUGAAAGGGCUUGGAAUCGUGUUAAGGAAACUAUUGAUUGGUCUAAUCCUUGGGUUGCAAGUUUGGAAGGUAAAAUCAAGAAAAGGGUGAAGAGCAAGUUAAAUGAACGGUGGAAGCAAUGGAAGUCUCAGUUGCGCAAAAAAUGGUAUAAACCAUUCAUGAACACACCACGUAGGUUUCAGAAGCCUAAUGAUGAUCGUGUUAAUGAGCGUCAAUGGAAAAUUUUUGCUGCAAACAUGGACAAGAAGAAGCAUCAGAGAAUAGCAAGCAUCAACAAAAGGAAUCGGUCUCAAAAGAAGAUGAAUCAAUCAACAGGGACUCGAACAUAUGCAAAUGUCGCUCAUGAAUAUGAAAUUUCUCAUGGUAAAGAGCCAGAUAGGUGGGAGCUAUUUAAAUUAACACAUCAAAGGAAAGGGUCCCAAGAACCGAUCGAUGCUGCAUCUGCAAAGGCAAUUGUAAGCUAA